Dendronephthya gigantea is the source of this 2238-nucleotide messenger RNA. RefSeq lists its product as uncharacterized. Lineage: Eukaryota; Metazoa; Cnidaria; Anthozoa; Malacalcyonacea; Nephtheidae. The record is from RefSeq and is a predicted model, not a curated record. The transcript is spliced from 4 exons. Bases 259 to 1599 code for a protein of 446 amino acids.
CAAGUGGUUGGUUUAUGCACAGUAACUGUGGCUGAUGUUAAUGCAUUUAUCGUUUAAAUUCUGACACAUUUCAACAACAAACUAUACUGCGCAAGUGGCUAUAUCGCACAGCAAAUCAAGUGUGGCAGCGAGACAUAGAACUACAUAGGGAAUCCACCGAAAAUCAGAUUAUUCGGAAAUAGACUUCACUGGAUCUUUGGAAACAGAAAAUAAUUACAUCGCUCUUUAUAGAACUCCUGUGUCGAGAUCCCAACAAGUAUGAAAGGGUCGAUGCUCAUUCCAAUUCUAAUAUUUUGCUUGAAAGAAAUCGUCGUCGCAGCCACAGUAGGCACAAAGUUUUCCCAAAACUCAGAAAUAAAAAAUAUCGGAUUGGGAGAUUCAACAAAUUCGAGCUAUACUUCGAAUGCCUGUCAUUUUUACUGGUCGCUCGAGGAUGUUGCAAGAUUGAUGCGUGAUAGCAAAACGAAUGUGAUAAACCUGAAUGUUUGGAUUGAGCUGCCAGACAAUGAUACCUCGAAUAAGAAUCGGAGUCUAUUGGAUAAUUUUCAAUGGGCAAACAAAGUCGGCCGUACAUUAUACUCGAUGAUGCUUCAACCAGUUGCCUCUCAAUCACUAAUGCUUCAACCAGUUGCCUCUCAAUCAUUAAUUUUAUCAUUGUCAGCAGUUACGUUGUCUGCGGGUCUUAGAAAUGUCGACGUUCUGAUCUACGCAGAAAACGCAAGUUGUAUGCAGUUGUUCAGAAACGAUACAUCGAUCGGACUUUCUGUUUCUCUUUUCCUCCUGCGACAGAUGUAUCUGUUCAAUGAAGACGACCAGGACUAUCAGCUAUGCGUCUCUCUUGAACUGAAAUUAUCAUGUUGCACAAUGGAAAUAACAGAAUCAAUAAAAGCUAGAAGUAAACACGGUCCAGUAUGCUCCUACUACUCGUCAAUCGUAACAGAUGAUUUUCCGAUAAUUUUGCUUACAAUAACGUCAAUAUUAAUUUUCAUUGCUUUCCCAUUGAUUCUGGACUAUUCCAAUCGAUUUAAGAAUGACGGUGAAUGUUAUAUGAUAACAGAUAGUCCCAUGGCGUUAUCAUUCUUACUGCAUAUGUUAUUCAUCGAGGGGCGUGGCCCAAUAAAGACCUCUGUACGGAGAUUAUUGAUCGUAUCAUUUGUUGUAGCGACUAUUUUACCUGUGCGAGAUCUGGUUAUGUCUUUUUCCACUAUCUUUUUUUAUGUCCUGAUAUGUCCAUGGGCACCAAUAUUUCUAUUUUCCGACGAACACGAGCUUAACGAAGGUCAAGCUGAUUCAUGUGUACAGUCCCUUUGUUAUAAUUAUAAAAACCUAAUUCAACUAAUCUCUCUGCCAUUUAACUUAAACUUUUGGUGGGACAAGCUUGAGGCGAAGAAACUUCAAGAAACUUUCAAGUCCUAUUGUUAUUGCUGGGAUCAACAGAAUACAACAAAACCCCAACCAAAUGUUAGUGUUCAAAUCAGUACUCCAUUGACAUCCAAAGGCUAUGGAUCUAUUCCAUCAGUUUCUCAACGAUCAGAAAGCAACAAUGAAAUAUGGCAGUUCAUCAAAGUGUCGUUGGGGUCUCGAGUAGCGUUCAAGUAAUCGGGUCAAUCGCUGCCGCUAGCUUACCGAUUAUUUUCAACCUCGUUUGGAAGCAGCAGAGCGAUGGACAAAAGUGGGCCGAUGAAAUUGCCAUGAAGUCGAAAGUUAGGCGCGUUUUGGUUGUUUGCCAUCGUUCAAAUGAUCAUGAAGAAAUUAAAGUGAAAUUUAAGCCCGAAAAUCAGGGGAUUGGGGGGGCAAAUUCACUCAAUGAUUCAGUCUGAUUGGAAUGUCCCAUAUUAAGGGUCAGCCCCUAGCCAUCGUCUAUCCUUACAAUCCCAACUACUGCUUUUAUGUCCUAUAUAAGGAAUAGCCAAAUUUACUAUACUGUUCUUAUAACCAAGUAAAUGGUAGAGGGUAGAAAACUAUCAUUAACUAAGAUAUUUACUUUACUUACAUAUAUAAUUUAUCCGCUUAGCCCAUUUUCUAGAUCUGUAUAUUCUAGAAAUAUGCUAUACUGUGGUUGUAUGUAUAUCGAACAUACUAAUUGAGUAAUAAUAAUCUUCAAAGCUUAAAGAGAUCUCAUUGCUUGUUUGUACAUUAUGAUUAUUUUGUUUUGUUAGUAUUAAAACCCGGGGUUUGUACAGUAAUGUGAGGCAUAGCUAAUAAAAUAUUUCAUUUUUGACAAUGGAUUGUAGCCUU